Haemonchus placei is the source of this 1647-nucleotide messenger RNA. The record is from the annotation of a GenBank genome assembly. NCBI's taxonomy places the organism in Eukaryota, Metazoa, Nematoda, Chromadorea, Rhabditida, Trichostrongylidae.
AUGGCUAUGAAUAUCCCAAAGUCGGGUUUUAAUCGCUUUAUGAAAGAAGGAGCUCAGCAUUUUAAAGGAACAGAGGAGGCAGUACUUCGGAAUAUUGAAGCAUGUGUAGAAUUAGCUUCCCAAUUGAAGUCCGCUUAUGGUCCAAAUGGCAUGAAUAAAAUGGUCAUCAAUCAUAUUGAGAAGCUUUUUGUUACAAAUGAUGCUGCUACUAUCCUUAAAGAGCUCGACAUCCAACAUCCGGCUGCAAAGAUCAUAAUCAUGGCUAGCCAGAUGCAGGAGAAGCAGGUAGGCGACAAUACAAACACUGUAGUGAUACUGGCCGCCGCUCUACUUGAACAUGCUGCUCAGCUCAUCAGCAUGGGCCUCACUCCUCAAGAAGUUGCUGCUGGAUACGAACAAGCGGCUGAUAAAGCCCUCGAAAUUCUUCCAAGCUUGGUCAUCAAAGAGGCAACAGAUUUGAGAGACCUACCAACGGUGAAGAAACUUCUUCGUUCAGCUAUUACCUCCAAGCAGUAUGAUAAUGAAGAAGCCAUCGCUGAUUUGGUGUCCAAGGCUUGUGUGCUCACAGUGCCGAAAAACAGCUUUAAUUUCAACGUUGACAACAUCAGGAUUUGUAAAAUCCUGGGAUCCGGUGUUAGCACAUCGAUGGUUAUGAAUGGAAUGGUUUUCAAACGCGGGGCCGAAGGCGAAGUGAAGAGCGUGCGCGAUGCUCGUAUUGCUGUUUUCACUUGCCCAUUUGAUCUGACUCAGACAGAAACCAAGGGUACUGUUCUCAUAGAGAAUGCUGAAGAGCUUAUGGGUUUUGCAAAGGGAGAAGAAAGCGAGGUUGAAAGUCAAGUCAAAGCACUCUCGGAUAACGGAGUCCAGGUUGUUGUUGCUGCUGGAAAGUUCGGUGAUUUAUAUUUGCAUUUCCUCAACAAAUAUAAAAUCAUGGGGGUUAGGUUAACAUCGAAAUUCGACUUACGCCGUUUGUGUCGAGCUGUGGGUGCACAAGCACAAGCAAGAAUCUGUGCUCCUCCUGUUAAUUUGCUUGGUACUUGUGACUCGGUUCGUGUAAGAGAAAUUGGUGAUGAGAACGUAGUGGUUUUUGAUAACAAGGGCGAACGAGGGAAUGUAGCGACCAUCAUUAUUCGUGGUUCAAGCCAGUCUCGCAUAGAUGAUGUUGAGCGAGCCAUCGAUGAUGCUGUCAACACUUAUAAAUGCCUUACGAAAGACUGCAAGCUUCUUCCUGGUGCUGGGGCUGUUGAAAUAGAAUUAGCCCGCCAAGUGGAAUCAUUUGGUGAAAAGUGCUCAGGGCUUGAACAGUAUGCCAUCAAGAAGUUUGCAUACGCGCUCGAAACUCUGCCAAAAUGUCUAGCUGAGAAUGCUGGCAUCAACGCGACCGAUAUCCUCACUAAACUCAACGCCGCUCAUGAAUCGGGGCAGCAGAAUGCUGGCAUUGACAUUUGGAAACAUGAAAUAAUGGAUGCCGGAGAGAACUCUAUCUACGAUUUAUUUGCCGGUAAACAUCUUGCUAUAAAACUUGCUGUUGAUGCCGCUGCUACAAUUCUCAAGGUUGACCAGAUUAUAAUAGCCAAACAAGCCACAGGUGGACCCAAACCUCGUGGACCGAAGCCGCAAGACGAAGACGAAGAAGGAAUGGCCUAA